This is a messenger RNA of Saprolegnia parasitica CBS 223.65, 302 nucleotides long. RefSeq lists its product as hypothetical. Bases 1 to 192 code for a protein of 63 amino acids. Lineage: Eukaryota; Oomycota; Saprolegniomycetes; Saprolegniales; Saprolegniaceae. The record is from RefSeq and is a predicted model, not a curated record. The transcript has 2 exons.
AUGGACCCGUACAGCUUGCCGCGGCCGCCGCCGCCGCCGCAAGGAUGGGGCUCCGGCCACUCGUCUGGUCUUAAUCCGCAGCAAGGAAAUGCGAUGCAGUACCACCACCCGCGCGACUACAUGUACACGCCGGACGAUCUCGUCAUUAAGACGCUCACGGACGAGCUCGACUUUGAUUUCGCCGAGUUUUAAGGGGAUGGAGAAUAAUGUCAUGUGUCAACGACGACCACGAUUGCCGGUUCCAGAGUCCACUUCUAUACAGUACGUCUCCAAAUACCUCCCUGGAUUGAAAGGGAUAGGGU